AUCAGGAAUUAUCGUCUGCUAUGCUCUUCCCUCACGUGCGUCCGCGACGGGCAGCAAAUUUUGAGGUUAUGUUUUGCACGUGCAGCGACAUAUGAAUUACCUAUAUUUAGAGUUAGUUAUUUGUCAUCGCGGACGAAUCGAAUUAUAGAGAAGUUGACUCGUGCUUAGAUUCGGGCAUUGUGAGACAUCUUUUUUUCGUGAAAACAAUAUGCAGGGGACCGGUGACGAGGUCGGUGAAAAGAGGAAAGUUUGGUCGGAGGAGGAGCGUCUGGAGCUCGCCGCGAAAUUGGACGCCGAGUUGCACGAGUAUGUAAAUAACUUGGAGAAGAAGAGUUACGCGGAGGGAUGGCCGGAGGACAGGUGGCAGGAGGAGAUGGAAAAGCACCCUUUCUUCAUGAAGAAGCCGCCGCAACCCGGCGACGAGCUGUCCCCGCUGAUGGAGGGACUGCAGCAGCUCAAGUACGGAGAGGAUGAGAAUACUCCCGAAGAAUUGGCAAACAAUUACAAGGAGGAUGGAAACUUCAAUUAUAAGUACAAAAAGUAUCGCCUUGCCAUUCUUAGUUACACGGAAGGAAUAAGAACCAAGUGCAAAGAUAACGACUUGAUGGCUCAGCUUUAUAAUAACAGAGCCGCCGCACAUUUCAUAUUGCAAAAUUACAGAUCAUGCUUGAAUGACUGUAAAUCGGCCUUAAAGUUCAAGCCGCAAUAUCCGAAGGCUUUGAGUCGAGCUGCCACUUGUAGUUUUCACAUUAGAGAUUAUGAUCAAUGCAUCGAUUUGUGUGACCAGUUCCUUGGUCAUAGUCCAACCGAUAAAACGAUAUUGAAGUUAAGAUCUGAUGCUGUAAUUGCAAAAGAGCGUUUGCGAAGAGACAAGAGGAAGCAGGAAAGAACAGAGAAAAAAUUAGAUAAGGAGGAUGAGAAAUUGUUAGAGACAAUUUCUCAGAAAGGUAUUACUUUAGAAUUGACGAAUGAUAGACAAAAGCUAGAAUUAAGAGAUCUAGAGCCACAAGUACCGCAAAUAGCGCAGAGUAGAGUGCACUUCGACGAGAAGGAUAAGCUUGUGUGGCCAGUGAUGAUUUUAUAUCCAGAGACUCAGCAAACUGACUUUAUACAAAAUUUUCACGAAGAUACAUCAUUAAUCGAACAGCUAAUCGAACUAUUCGAGGAACCUCCCGAGUGGGAUGUAAAACAUCGUUAUACCAUAGAAAAUAUAAACGUAUAUUUUGAAGGAAAGAACAAAUGUUCCGCUCAUAAAGUAGACAUCCAACUAACGUUGGGCGAAAUAUUACGAGACAAACAGUUCGUAGUUCGUGGUGGUACACCGGCUUUCUUGAUACUCGUAAAAUCUAGUGAAUAUGAGAAACAUUUCUUAGCAAAUUACUAAGUUUCUGUAUUAUUAUAUGUAUAUUGUACAUAUCAUAUUAUAUACAUUGUUAAUUGAAAAUUAAUUGAACUUUACAU
Wasmannia auropunctata (little fire ant) is the source of this 1461-nucleotide messenger RNA. RefSeq names its product tetratricopeptide repeat protein 4 (gene Dpit47). Bases 209 to 1384 code for a protein of 391 amino acids. The transcript has 6 exons. Lineage: Eukaryota; Metazoa; Arthropoda; Insecta; Hymenoptera; Formicidae. The record is from RefSeq and is a predicted model, not a curated record. Gene Ontology annotation, molecular function: Hsp90 protein binding.